UCCACCCCUCCGCAGCUCAUGUCGAGAGAGCGACGCCGUGCCUCCGACGCGAUUCUGCUCCUUCCCCUCCCGUUUCGAUGGAUGGAUGGAUGGAUGGAUCGAUCUUGGGGUCCAGUUGCUCCAAUCUUUGAAUACGGAGAGGAGCCAAAGCUGGCAGUGUAGACCAACGGCGGCGAGACCAUGGGAUGUGAGGUCGUGGGUUGUGGACGUGAAUGCAUGGUUUCUUUAUGCCGUUCCUCUCGUUCAUAUACCGAGAUAUGUAACCCUUACCUCACUCGAGCAAGAGGGAGAGAGAGAGGAGGAGAGAAUGGCCACCACCUGCCUCUCUCCCCGGCGUCUGCUCAUCACCCUUCUCCUGCUCGCGCUCGCGUCGGUCACACCACGACGUAGCGACGCGGCUGAGGUCAGGGAUCCGCGUGCACGGAGUCGAUUCCUGGAGCAGGAGGCCGUGAAGAAGGGCGACCAGUGCGACCCGGUCACCAACAACAGAUGCUCAGGGUUGCAGGCCAAGGACGGCACGCAGCUCCUCUACUGCUGCAAGAAGCACUGCCGCAACGUGCUCAGCGACCGCAACAACUGCGGCGCCUGCGGCGUCCGGUGCGGCUUCGGGCAGUUGUGCUGCAAGGGGAAGUGCACCGCCGUGGCCUACGACGUCAACAACUGCGGCAAGUGCGGCACCGUGUGCCAGCCGGGGUUGCGAUGCGAGUAUGGUAGUUGUGGCUAUGCCUGAUCUUGAGCUACGAACUGCAUUCUUCUUCUUCUCUGCGAGAUGUAGAUUACAGUCUCUCUCUCUCUCUCUCUCUCUCUCUCUCUCUCUCUAUAUAUAUAUAUAUAUAUAUAUAUAUAUGGAUUAAGGUGGUUUGGAGUGGGGAGUGAGAGGACGAUGGAUAGAAUCUUACUGUCCACUAAAACAACUUGCUCUCUACUUUUUCUUGCUUCUGUGAAGGGUUUAGCACAGGAUGUAUACCAAUCCUUUGUAAACAAGCAUAAUAAUUUCUCUUCUUCUUGAGCAA
Musa acuminata subsp. malaccensis (wild Malaysian banana) is the source of this 1013-nucleotide messenger RNA. RefSeq lists its product as uncharacterized. The record is from RefSeq and is a predicted model, not a curated record. Lineage: Eukaryota; Viridiplantae; Streptophyta; Magnoliopsida; Zingiberales; Musaceae.